AUGGCGAAAGGUAAGAGGGGGAAAGGUAGGAAGGGUAAGAAGCCAAACAACAAGGGCAACGACAAGGCCAAGAACGAUGGAAACGAAAGCCAGAACGAGAGCCAGCCCGAGAUCCAGCACAGGAAGCCAACCACGCGCCACUGUCCUUGUAGGAAAGAGAAGAAGCACACUCUAUCUCCUCGAUGCAUUACGGUACGCCAUAUCGUUCUAUGCUCAACCCAUAGCCCCGACUACUCAAAACGGCCGGGCGGCUGUAUUAAAUGUAAUGAGGCUGACAAACGGAAAGUGCGACAAGAAACCAAGGAAAGGGAUCAGAAGCGCUGCUCAUCUGCUUAG
Molecule: messenger RNA, 336 nt
Organism: Penicillium paradoxum
Lineage: Eukaryota; Fungi; Ascomycota; Eurotiomycetes; Eurotiales; Aspergillaceae
Exons: 1
Coding region: 1-336 (111 amino acids)
Source: RefSeq, a predicted model, not a curated record